This is a messenger RNA of Stylophora pistillata, 1574 nucleotides long. RefSeq names its product stimulator of interferon genes protein 1-like. Gene Ontology annotation, cellular component: endoplasmic reticulum membrane; autophagosome. Gene Ontology annotation, molecular function: 2',3'-cyclic GMP-AMP binding; cyclic-di-GMP binding. The record is from RefSeq and is a predicted model, not a curated record. Lineage: Eukaryota; Metazoa; Cnidaria; Anthozoa; Scleractinia; Pocilloporidae. Gene Ontology annotation, biological process: positive regulation of macroautophagy; autophagosome assembly; innate immune response.
CUUCCGCCAGUUUGGCGCAUUUGUUACGGCCAACCAUACCAGCAACGCUGUAUCCUGUUUUAGAAAGGAAUACUUUUAUCUGCAAUGGCUAAUAAUUCUCCUUUCCGCGGAGAUGAUGUAGCUCGGCAAGAACAUAAUGGCUUUGGACCACUUUCCGAGCUUCGUGGAAAUACCGCUACGAUCACAUCAGCCAUCGUGGUUGUGAUAAGUAGCGCGACGCUUUUGUUAGCAGUGACGUGGAACGAAAUGAGGGAAGGGAUUCGUUUCCUGGUGUUUACAGUAGCUUUUCUUACCUUAAGUGUCGUUCUUGGAGAAAUAGUACGAAGAUUGUGCUUGGUGUCUGAAGAAAUUAAACAUAAACACGCGAGAUAUCGAGGAGACUGGAAGGCUGUUCUCAAGACAACUUUCACUUUCGGCAAUGUCGAGUGUAUUUUAGGUGUCGCUACCGUGUCCACUCUGAUGCUGUGUUAUCAGUUGUAUGCUUAUCGCGAGGUUUUCUUUCGUCCAGAUUUUGCCAUCUUGUUUUUGUUGAAUUGUCUCGUGGUUCCGCAAUUAUCGUUCCUAGUGGGUCUACGACAGCUCUCUCCUGUAGAAACAUCGGAUUUGAACGAAAAAGAAAACAAGAAUGUGGCUGAUGGGCUGGCUUGGAGCUACUACUUUGGUUAUCUGAGGCUGGUGCUGCCAAGACUGGAACUACGGAUAUCAGAAUCGGAGUACUUUCGUCAUAAAAUAACAGACAGGAAGCUUUUCAUCCUACUGCCAAAAACGUGCUUCACUUGUGAUGACAUUGAACAGGCUGAUUCAAGGGUGAAAUGGGUCGGCAAUCUCCCAGAGAGUAAAAUUAACAGGGGAGGAAUUAAGGAGAGAAGUUACAAACAUGCAGUACACGAAAUAGUGAUGCCCUUCCCAGACGGGACGGAGGAAAAGUACCACUUUAUCGUGGAGUAUGCCACGCCUCUAAUGUCCUUGUAUGAUAUGUCUAGGUUUACAGACGCACAAUUAACCGGUUCAGAGCGGGAUCAUCAGGUGGUGUUGUUCAUCCGAAAACUGACAGAAAUUCUGGGGAAGAGUGAAGAAUGUAAAGGAAGGUAUGAAUUGAUUCCAUUUUCUGGAGAUGAAGACAAAAACAAGAUUGCAGACAUCCUGGUUGCUUUGCAUAAUAAUGCCAACAUAAUGGUGGAUGAAGAAGCUGAAGUUAGCAUACCAACACAGUGACUAUUGUGAACAAAACUAUGUUUAUUUACCUUUAUAAAGUAAAGAAGUUCUCUUGUUUUUUAAAAUUUAUGCAUUUCACUUGUACUCAAGCACAUUAUUAAUUCGUGCUGAGAAAAUUAGUUCUAAAGCCUGCAUCUUAUAAGUCGUGACUGAUAAAUGGUUUGUUUAAAAACAGACCAGCCUAAUAAAGUGGACUAAUUUCCACAACAACUAAGUAGACAUAUAUCUUGUGACAUAUUGCUCAUGGUGAAUAACUUGCUUUCAUAUAAUGUUUGAUUAGUUUGUUGCUUUUGCUUUUAAUUUUUUGUUAGAGUGCCAAACUAUUGUGCGGGAGGUUGAGGGUUCAAGCCCCCGCCCGA